Messenger RNA from Pelecanus crispus (Dalmatian pelican), 216 nucleotides. NCBI's taxonomy places the organism in Eukaryota, Metazoa, Chordata, Aves, Pelecaniformes, Pelecanidae. The record is from RefSeq and is a predicted model, not a curated record.
GGGGAGGCUAAGCGGCUAGGACUCGUUGGUUGGGUCCAAAAUACUAGCCACGGCACCGUGCAAGGACAAAUUCAGGGUCCGACUGCCAGGGUGCGGGAGCUGCAGGAAUGGCUCAGGAAGGUAGGGAGUCCCCAGUCCCGCAUCAGCCGAGCUGAGUUCAGCAAUGAGAAGAAGAUCGCAGCGCUGGAGCACAAGGACUUCCAGAUUUUGAAAUAA